GAGCUGUGGGGAGGGAGGGCGGCGCGCAUCCCUCCGCCGCCGGGACGGUUGCCAGGGCGACGGCUGCGUGGCAACGGGCUGGGAGCGGGGCCGCCCCGCGCAGAGCGGGCGCGCUGCCCUCUCCUCGCUGGAUGCUGCUGCGGCGGCCGCCCGGGAGCAGCCACGCUCCGCUCUCCGCCACCGGGUACCAACCAGGAGCCGCCGCCGGGGGCAGCGCUCGGCAGCCGCCGGGCCCAGGGGCAGCGCGGAGCGGCGCGGAGAUGAUGCCGCUGGUGCGGAGCGCCGGGGGCUCCCACCAGUGGCUGGCGAUCGUGUUCCUCGGCCUUUGCUGUCUCCUGCCCCCCGGGAGACUCGCCGCUCCGGGUGGGGAUUUCCCUGGAGCGGCUGUGGACAAUCUGGUGGUCAGGAAGGGGGACACGGCGGUGCUUAGGUGUUACUUGGAAGAUGGAGCUUCAAAAGGUGCCUGGCUGAAUCGGUCAAGUAUUAUUUUUGCUGGAAGUGAUAAGUGGUCAGUAGAUCCUCGAGUUUCAAUCGCAACAGCAAACAGAAGAGAAUAUAGCCUGCAGAUACAGGACGUAGAUGUGACAGAUGAUGGUCCAUACACUUGUUCUGUGCAAACUCAACACACGCCUAGAACGAUGCAGGUGCACUUAACAGUACAAGUCUCUCCGAAGAUAUAUCGUAUUUCGAGUGACCUCGUUGUGAACGAAGGAAGCAAUGUUACUCUGGUGUGCUUGGCCACAGGGAAGCCAGAGCCUUCCAUCUCUUGGAGACACAUCUCUCCAUCUGCAAAACCCUUUGAGAGCGGACAGUACCUGGACAUCUAUGGAAUUACAAGAGACCAGGCUGGGGAAUAUGAAUGCAGUGCAGAAAAUGAUGUCUCAGUCCCAGAUGUGAAAAAAGUAAAAGUCACAGUAAACUUUGCCCCCACAAUUCAGGAACUUAAAUCCAGCGGUGUGAUGCUUGGAGGGAAUGGACUGAUACGGUGCGAAGGUGCAGGAGUUCCUGCCCCGGUCUUUGAGUGGUACAAAGGAGAGAGGAAACUGAUCAAUGGUCAACAAGGAAUUACUAUUAAAAAUUAUAGUACAAGAUCACUUCUUACUGUUACCAAUGUGACAGAAGAGCAUUUUGGCAACUAUACAUGUGUCGCUGCCAACAAGCUAGGGACGACAAAUGCCAGCCUGCCUCUCAACCCUCCCAGUACAGCCCAGUAUGGGAUCACCGGUGACGCUGAAGUCCUCUUCUCCUGCUGGUACCUUGUGUUGACACUGUCCUCCCUUACCAGCAUAUUCUACCUGAAGAACAUCAUUCUGCACUAAGUGUAAAGACCCAUAAAAGGCUUUUAAGGAUUCUCUGAAAGUGCUGAUGACUGGAUCCAAUCUGGUAGAGUUUGUUAAAAGCAGCGUGGGAUAUAAUCAGCAGUGCUUACAUGGGGAUGAUCGCCUUCUGUAGAAUUGCUCAUUAUGUAAAUACUUUAAUUCUACUCCUUUUUUUGAUUAGCUGCAUUACGUCGUGAAGCAGUACACAUUGUCCUUUUUUAAGACGUGAAAGCUCUGAAAUUACUUUUAGAGGAUAUUAAUUGUGAUUUCAUGUUUGUAAUCUACAAGUUUUCAAAAGCAUUCAGUCAUGGUCUGCUGAGUUGCAGACCGUAGUUUACAGAAAAAAAAAUAUUGCAGUAAAAUGUGCUUCUUUAAGGCUGCAAUACAAAUAUUCAGUUCCCUUCCUAAAUAGCAUUCUAUCCACAUUUCACAGUAUUUUUUUUCUUUUUGAUAAAAAAAACAAAUAAUAUUGCCUUCAAAAUAUUUCUUCAAAAUAUUACACAUAUCUAGAUUUUCUUCUAGCAUGAUAUUCAGGUUUCAAGAAUAAGCCUUGUAUUAUAACUGCAUUGUGCAGUACUGCUUUCUGUUUUAUCUCCUUUUUCCUGCAAAUUCAGCAUGGGUGUGCCUUCAUAAAACACUACUUUCCUUUUCCUCUCCAACAAAUCUGGAAUGUGUUUUGGGACAUGCUAAAGCAUCCUUUUGAGCAUAAGAAAUCUCUAGUCAAGGACAGAGGUGCUAUUGGCUAAGAGUAAAACCUCCUCUCCCACUCCCAGGGGUUCACCAAACUGCUUCAGACUUAAUGUUUUUAGGCAAUCAGUUAAGGACAGUACCAACUCCUUUUCCUGUUUUCCAUUGACCACCACUAACUAGUAGAGAACUUCUGUAGAAACUAUUUUCCCAUUUCAAACCAGAACGCAAACCAUUUUGAGUCAUCUUUUGAACGUAGGAAAGUUUCCCUUAGUCAUUCUAUAUCAAUGUUCCUAACUGGCUGUAAAUGGGAGAAGCUAAACAGUUCCUUUUGUAUUACUGGUAAAAACUAUGUGAAUUGGUAUUUUUCUUGCACUUAAUUUUGUACUGGUUUGGCUAAUUUAGCAAUGAUAAAGGAUGCUUUUAAAUAUUAGAUAUCUGAAAAUACAUGAAGUAUCAAGCAGAAUUUUAUAUAUAUACAUAUACAUAUAUAUAUAUAAAAUACAUAUAUAUAUUAAAACAAGGUUGCUCCUAUAACUGUACUGAAGUGCAUGUUGCCAUCCAUGAUAAAAUCAUCUUUACAGGCAGGACUUUAUUACCGAUGUACUAACACUGUACAAGGAUCUUACUACAGCAGUUAAGAUUUCCUAGUACUGCAGUCUAUCAAAAUAACACUCUUUUCACUUGGUGAAGAAUCAGGUCUCAAAAUAGCAUUUAAUGCUACUAACUUUUUUUUGUUUAAAUAGCUUUGAACAGUACUAAUGCAAAAUAAUGCUCACAGUUUACAGCUGAAUUGAAGAAAGCCAUCUGUGUAAAUUGCUGGGCCAUGACUGUGGCCAACCACCCUUGAUUACAAGAUCCCUUGGUGACCCCAGAGAUCUUGACUUGCUUACAAAACAACUAUUGAUCACAAGAAUAAUAAAACCAUUAUUGAAUUUAUUAUUCCCCUGUUUUAUGAACUCCAGUAGGUGACACAGUUAUUAUAGUACAUCUUUUUCUCCUGACAAUAGGUUUUCAUAACUAGCAAUACCAGGUGAGCACUCUGCGUACUCAGCAGUUCCAAAUUCCCCCAUAUUUGAAAAGGCAGAUGCUGAGUUUCGUUAGUCUCAAUAUUUGCUAUCCGAUGCUAACGUGCAGAGAGAAUAUGCAGUGAAUCUGCUGUAGCAAAGGUAUAAACAGAAAUAUGUUGACUCCAAAAUAUGGCAAUGAAAUGUCCUGGGUCACUCUGCAUAUGUUUACUGACAGAUCGUACUAUUCCUGUUAUUCACAGCGGUGUGCUAAGCAGCUACUAUUUUCAGAAAUGUGGCAUUUUUUAAAGCCUUUGAUAACGUGAUAAUACUCAUUCUUUAAGGAAAUAGUAUAAACCCAAUUCAAAUUAUACUAUAUGUAGUCCUGAUAUUCUGAUCUCUCUUGUAUUGCAGCUUUAAAGUGUUGUAUGUUAGAAUCCAUUUGCUAGAAACAGUGGUGCUGCAGAAAGUAUUAUGUCGGUACAGUUUUAUGAUGAAAGAAAAAAGGAUCUGCAUAGCCUAACUCAUAUGCUUCAUCUCACAUAAAAUUGAGAGAUGUUUCUAUACUGUGGCUGGAUGAAAUUAUAUAUUUCAAUGAUAUAUUUUGUUUCAGUGAUUCCUGAUAUCUGGAACCUGGUAUUUCCAGCAACAGAAUAGAAUUAACAGCAGCUUUAUUAAAUAAUAAAUAUAUAUAUAUAAAAUUAA
Molecule: messenger RNA, 3718 nt
Organism: Cuculus canorus (common cuckoo)
Lineage: Eukaryota; Metazoa; Chordata; Aves; Cuculiformes; Cuculidae
Gene: NEGR1
Product: neuronal growth regulator 1
Exons: 7
Coding region: 132-1319 (395 amino acids)
Cellular component (GO): neuron projection
Source: RefSeq, a predicted model, not a curated record